This is a messenger RNA of Telopea speciosissima, 1159 nucleotides long. RefSeq names its product 1-aminocyclopropane-1-carboxylate oxidase homolog 4-like. Lineage: Eukaryota; Viridiplantae; Streptophyta; Magnoliopsida; Proteales; Proteaceae. Bases 53 to 1159 code for a protein of 368 amino acids. The transcript is spliced from 2 exons. The record is from RefSeq and is a predicted model, not a curated record.
CUAAAAUCCCAUAUAAGGAAAGAAAACCUAGCUUGAAGAGAAAAUAAUUUCCAUGGCCAUAUCUAAUCCUCCUAGAGAAUAUGAUCAGGUCAAAGAAGCGAAGGAAUUUGAAGAUGCAAUGAUAGGAGUUAAGGGUCUUGUUGACUCUGGCAUCACAACCAUUCCAAGAUUCUUCAUACAACCACCUAAGAUUCUUUCUACCAUCAAACCCACUAAUAGACCGACUACCACCAUUGAGAUCCCUGUUAUUGAUCUUUCAGACAUCAAUAACAAUUUCUCCGGCAACGACGCACGAGCUCGAAUCGUCGAAGAAAUCCGAGGAGCAUCUCGUACAAGGGGUAUAUUCUACAUCAUCAACCAUGGUAUUCAAGAUUUUAUUCUUGAUAAUAUGAUCAUGGCUGCGAAAUCAUUCCAUGAGCAAUCAACUGAGCUAAGGGCACAAUACUACCAAGGAAAGCUAGGAAGUAAUGCUGUGUUCAUGACCACUUACAACUUCAGGGUACCCACUGGAGCUACUUGGAGGGACUCACUACAGGUGAAUUGGACACCAAACCCACCUGAGUUUGAACAGAUUCCGGCAGUCUGUCGUGAAGAGAUGGUAGUAAUGGAUGAACAUAUGAAGCAACUAGGGAAUACCCUAAUGGAGCUUUUUAGUGAAGGAUUAGGUGUGAGUCAUGAGAGGUUGAAAGAGUAUAUGGAAGAUAGACUUAUGUUGACACAUUAUUACCCAUAUUGUCCUCAACCAGACCUGACUUUGGGAACACAUCCUCAUACAGAUUCUACAGUUUUGACUGUGUUGCUGCACAACCAGAUUGAUAGGUUUCAAGUGGAGUGUGGGAAGGAGUGGGUUCAUAUCAUGCCCUUACCAGGUGCCCUCUUGGUUAAUAUUGGAGAUAUCCUUCAGGUCCUUUCAAAUGAUGAGUACAAGUCUUCUCGACACCGAGUAUUGGCUAACAGUUCUCAAGACCCAGGGAUCACUGUUGCCUUCUUCUUCUUAUCAUCUAACAUAUCAAAACUUUGCUGUCCAUUCCCGGAGUUACUGUCACCAGAGAAACCAGCAAUUUAUAGGAGUUUCAAAAUGCAUGAACACAAACAGGCACGCUACAAUAUUCAACUGGAGGAUGAACCAAGAACAGCUUUAAGCUAUUUCAAGCUGUGA